Orbicella faveolata is the source of this 779-nucleotide messenger RNA. RefSeq lists its product as uncharacterized. Lineage: Eukaryota; Metazoa; Cnidaria; Anthozoa; Scleractinia; Merulinidae. The record is from RefSeq and is a predicted model, not a curated record.
GUUGCCAAAAAGACUUUCAGGACUGUUUUUCUCUGAAACUUCCUUGGAAAAAUAUUGAGACCCCUAAGAUGUAACUGUAAAAGCUGUUGAGACCUCUUCACAGACAGGUGCCGUAGAGAUUUUCUGAAAGUAAAAGAUCAAUAACCAGAAAGAACAGAUUUGCAAGAUGCGUAUUUAAAGCUCGUGGUUCACAUCCUUUAAUAUCAAUUUUUUUCUUUCUUUUUGUUCAGAGAAAAGCGGGGAUUGGACGAAAACAAACCUUCAGCAGUUUGACGAGAACACAGCUUGAAGAUCAGGUUGAGUCCACAGCGCCUAUGUUUUUGGACGAUUCCCAGGAGCUUACUGGAAAAGUUUGUGGCACAAUUUGCAAAAUUAAAACUCAAGUGUGCUCAUCAGAAUGUGAGAUUCCAGAUUCUCCAAUCACUGACCAGCCAUCCAGCCCACCAGAUACAGAUAUGCUACCAGCUAGGCAAGUACCCUCUAGGGAGGUACCAGUGUCAUCUGUAAUUAACAAGACACAAGAGACCGACACAACAGGAACCCAAACCAAUGACCAGCCCAACAACCCAACAGGUAAGUUUAGAUGCAGCUCUGAGUUUUCUCAAAAACAAAUGUAUGCUAAUGCUUGCCCAUUGUGAUAAGUUAAAUUCAUGUCACUUUUUGACACAUAGUUCCCAAGACAGCUCUGUGUGAGAACAAGCAAAAGGGGGCCUGGGGGUAAAACAUUUUUUCUUCAUUCACUUCAGUUAAUUCAGAUACUCUGAGCUCUUAGAAUACCA